CGAUGUGACGCCAUUGCGAAAGAUGUAUGCUCAAUUAGCCAAUGUGACUGCUCCCACCUUUCGACGAACUCUUUCAAGCUUCAAAAGAAACUCGACAUGGAUCUGCACAUCGUGUCAAGCUCAUAGCAUCCGCAACCGACGAUAUAUAUCGACGCAACUAUCUCCCGAGAAGCCCUACUACAUCACCACGCCGAUAUUCUACGUGAACGCCGCCCCUCAUGUCGGACAUUUAUAUACCAUGGUCCUUACGGACAUUGUCAAGCGAUGGCAUGUCUUGAAGGGGGAAACUGCGCUAUUAUGUACGGGAACAGACGAGCAUGGGUUGAAGGUUCAAAGGGCAGCUUCAAAGGCUGGAGUCGAGCCCAAACUCUUCUGUGACAAAGGCGCAGAGAUCUUCAAAGAACUUGCGCGAAAGGCAGAGAUCACGAAUGAUCACUUCGUGCGGACCACGGAUAGGGAGCAUAAAGACGCUGUAGAAUAUGCAUGGUUUUUGCUGCAGGAGAAGGGUCUCAUCUACGAGCAGCAGCAUGAGGGAUGGUACUCUGUCACAGAUGAAUGCUUUUACCCACAAUCUGGUGUACGACCCUACCUCGACCCGCCCACAGGAAGAAAGAUGAUGACAUCGAUAGAAACGGGGAGCGAGGUUGAAUGGUCUUCCGAAGAGAAUUACCACUUCCGUCUCUCAGCAUUUCGCGACCACUUGCUAGAGUUCUACAACGCAAAUCCCGAAUGGAUAACCCCCCAAAACCGCAUGAAAGAUGUUGUGCGCGCCGUAGAGUCUGGACUGGAAGAUUUGUCAAUAUCUAGGCCAUCCGACCGUCUCACAUGGGGUGUCCCAGUUCCGGGAGAUGACUCGCAAACAAUCUAUGUCUGGCUUGAUGCCCUCAUGAACUACGCUUCAAAGGCAGGCUAUCCUUGGGCUCCCGGCCGUGAGCAUGCAGGAGGCUGGCCGGCAGAUUGCCACGUGAUUGGCAAAGAUAUUGUUCGGUUCCAUUGCAUCUACUGGCCAGCAUUCCUUAUGGCACUUGGUCUUCCGCUUCCUAAGAAGAUCCUUACUCAUGCGCACUGGACACUUGGAGGGUCCAAGAUGUCCAAGUCGACUGGUCGCGUCGUAGAUCCCUUCCAUGCGCUUGAUAGGUUUGGAUCGGAUGUCAUGCGUUUUUACAUGGCUCACGAUGGCGGCAUACAGGACGACUCGAGUUACGACAACUUUCGCAUUCUUGAGUUAUACAACAAGUUCUUAAACAAGCAGUUGGGUAACCUUGCGUCUCGCGUCACUAGAGGCAAGAAAUGGAGUGUGCGGGGAGCAGUUGAACGUAUCGGUGACAGGACAAGGGAAAACUGGCAAGACGGUCCAGGUUCCAAGUUCUAUAACAACAGUCUUAGCACAAUUGCGUCGAACAUAAAUGCUUCAUUCGAUGCAUACGAUCCUCGAAAAGCGGCAUUCCAGAUUACAGAAUUCGUGCGAUCAGCGAACCAGUUCUUCCAGUUGUCUCAACCCUGGGACAAGAUUAUCCCAUUCGGCCCAGGCGAGCCCGGCGAGGACGUGGACAAGAUCAUAUACCUUGGGGCUGAAGCACUUCGCAUAACUGGUAUUUUGCUACUACCGUACAUGCCGAACAAGGCGAGUACAUUGCUUGAUCAACUUGGCGUUCACAACGAUCGCAGGACAUUCGAUUACUGCGAACCUGGAGCUGAUCUGGAUUAUGGAGAGCCAAUGGUCGAGCUGGGUGUGGCACACAAGGGUACACUAUUCCCGCCUUUACCGAGCGAAGGGUGAUUGAGCAUGUAUGUUGUUGUUGUUGUUGUAGCAUAUGUAAAGUAGCAUAGGGCGCUGUAGAAUACCAAUACGUCUUAAACAGUACAUUCAAUUCAGAAGGAACCGGAAACAAUCAUAUCUUAUGUAUGAAGACCAAAACCGCUCAGGCAGACUCAACAAUGGAACG
This is a messenger RNA of Cucurbitaria berberidis CBS 394.84, 1946 nucleotides long. RefSeq names its product methionyl-tRNA synthetase-like protein. Gene Ontology annotation, molecular function: methionine-tRNA ligase activity; ATP binding. The transcript has 5 exons. NCBI's taxonomy places the organism in Eukaryota, Fungi, Ascomycota, Dothideomycetes, Pleosporales, Cucurbitariaceae. The record is from RefSeq and is a predicted model, not a curated record. Bases 23 to 1780 code for a protein of 585 amino acids. Gene Ontology annotation, biological process: methionyl-tRNA aminoacylation.